AUGAAGAUUACGGAGCUGGUCAUAGACGGCUACAAGUCGUACGCUGUCCGAACGGUCAUCACUGGCUGGGACGAGAGCUUCAACUCAAUCACCGGUCUGAACGGAUCCGGCAAGUCCAAUAUCCUCGAUUCGAUAUGUUUCGUCCUCGGUAUCACCAACCUGGGCGUCGUGCGCGCGCAGAACUUGCAGGACCUCAUAUACAAGCGCGGUCAAGCAGGCGUCACGAAGGCCAGUGUGACGAUCACAUUCGACAACAAGGACAAAAAGAGCAGCCCCGUGGGCUUUGACCACCUCGACUCGAUUUCUGUGACGAGAACGAUUGUGCUCGGCGGAGCCAGCAAGUACCUGGUCAACGGAUCUCGUGCGCAGCAAAACACAGUUCAAAACCUGUUUCAGUCUGUGCAGCUGAACAUCAAUAACCCGAAUUUCCUGAUUAUGCAGGGUAGAGUCACGAAGGUGCUCAACAUGAAGCCAGUCGAGAUCUUGGCCAUGUUAGAGGAGGCGGCAGGAACGCGCAUGUUCGAGGAUCGACGAGACAAGGCAUACAAGACCAUGACGAAGAAGGAGAGCAAAGUGCAAGAGAUUGCAGAGCUUCUGCGCGACGAGAUCGACCCGAAGCUCGAGAAGCUGCGCCAGGAAAAGCGCGCGUUCCUCGACUUCCAGCAGACGCAGAGCGAACUAGAGAAGCUCACGAAGCUCGUCGUCGCAUACGACUACACACGGAUGAAGGAGAGGCUACAACAGUCUGGCGAUGAUCUGGAGGCGAAGAAGCAGCGAACGAAAGAUCUCGAGGAGUCGGCCUUGCGCAUGAAGAAGGAGAUCGAGUUCCUCCAGGAAGAUAUCAAGAAAGUCAAGGCUACAAGAGAGAAGGAGCUGCGCAAGGGCGGUAAGUUCCAGGCGCUUGAAGAGGAAGUCAAGGCGAACUCACACGAGGUCGUGCGACUGGACACAUCCCUCGACCUGAAGCGGACAAGCAUGGCCGAGGAAGUUGAGCGCAAAAAGGGCAUUGAGAAGAGCGUCAAGGACCUCGAGAAGCAGCUCCAGCAGAAAAAGCAGGUCCACGAGAAACUCCAGGAGAAGUACCAGACGGCGCGCGACGAGCUGGCGAAGCAGACGGAGGAAGUCGAGAAGAAAGAGGAGCUUCUGCAAACACUGCAGACCGGUGUUGCUUCAAAAGAGGGCCAGGAAAGCGGGUACCAGGGACAGCUGCAGGACGCCAGGAAUCGCGUCAGCGCCGCGACGACAGAGCAGGAGCAGGCCAAACUCAAGAUCUCGCAUCUCGAAAAGCAGAUCAAGGAGGACGAACCGAAAGCGAAGAAGGCCAAGCAACAGAACUCGGGCUUGCUGAACGAUCUCGAGGCGCUCAAGUCGCAGGCGCAAAAGCUGGGGGCCGAUCUGACCAAGAUGGGUUUUCACGAAGGCAAGGAGUCGGACAUGUACCAGCAGGAGUCGCAUCUACAAGCACGCAUCCGUGAGCUCAAGCAACGAGCGGAUGAGCUGAGGCGCAAGGUCUCGAACAUCGACUUCAGCUACAAUGACCCAUCACCCAACUUCGACCGAUCGAAGGUUAAAGGUCUGGUUGCGCAGCUCUUUACUUUGAAGAAAGAGCACACCGCGGCGGGAUCUGCUUUGGAGGUCGCCGCUGGAGGCCGUUUGUACAAUGUGGUUGUCGACUCCGCCGCCACAGGUAAACAGCUGCUGGAGAACGGCAGACUCAAGAAGCGAGUCACCAUCAUUCCCCUCAACAAGAUUGCGGCAUUCAGGGCAUCUGCACAGAAGAUUGGCGCGGCACAGAGGAUCGCACCCGGGAAAGUAGACCUCGCAUUGUCUCUUGUCGGGUACGAUGAGGAGGUCAACGCGGCCAUGGAGUACGUGUUCGGAUCGACACUUGUCUGCGAGGACGCGGAGACCGCUAAGCGCGUCACAUUCGAUCCAGCGGUGCGCAUGCGAAGCGUCACCUUCCAAGGUGACACCUACGAUCCUGCUGGUACCUUGUCCGGCGGUAGCGCACCGCAGUCGAGCGGUGUUCUGGUCACUAUGCAGAAGCUCAACGAGAUCACAACCGAGCUUCGAUCGCAGGAGCAGCAGCUUCGCCAACUCCAGGACACAAUGGCUCGGGAGAAGAAGAGAUUAGAUGCUGCGCGCAAGACCAAGCAGGAACUCGAUCUCAAGGAGCACGAGAUCAAGCUCACAGAGGAGCAAAUCAGCGGCAACUCUUCGUCGUCUAUCAUUCAAGCUAUUGAGGAGAUGAAGCAGAGUGUCGCCCAGCUGAAGGAAGAUGUCAAAGCCGCCAAAGCACGACAAGACGAAGCUAAGGUGGACAUCAAGCGCAUCGAACGCGACAUGAACGAGUUCAACAACAAUAAGGACAGCAAGCUGGCAGAACUGCAGUCGUCACUCGAGAAGCUGAAGAAGGCACUUACCAAGACGAACGCCGCCAUCAAGCCGCUGCAGUCCGAAGUGCGCGAGGCCAUGGUCGACUCUGAGCAGUGCGGCAGCGAUCUCGCGGCGACGCAGGAACAACUUGAAGACGUUCAAAGCACCCUCAAGGCACAGCAAGAAGAAAUUGACGAGCUUUUGGCUGAGCAGAAGCAAGCUCAGGACGCUCACGAUAUCGCGCAAGCGCAGCUGGCUGACGAACAAGCAAAGCUCACUGGUUUUGAUGAGGAGCUGCGGUCACUCGAAGACACAAUCCGCGCGAAAAACUUGUCCAUCACUGAAGGUGGCUUGGAGCAGCAGAAACUUGCACACGAUAUCGAGAAAUUCCACAAGGAGUCUGAAGGCGCUGCGGGCAACAUUGCAACACUUGAGAAGGAGCACGACUUUAUUGCCGGCGAUGCUGAACUAUUCGGUCGCGCAGGAACCGUUUACGACUUCCGCGGCGUCAAUAUGGCCGACUGCAAGGCCAAGCGGAAAUCUCUUGAAGAGCGCUUCCAGCAGCGGAAGAACAAGAUCAACCCCAAGGUCAUGGCCAUGAUCGAUAAUGUUGAGAAGAAAGAAGCGAGUCUGAAGAACAACAUGGCAACUGUCGUCAAGGACAAGAAGAAGAUUGAGGACACGAUCCUCAAACUUGAUGAGUACAAGAAGGAGGCCCUUCAUAAGACUUGGACGAAGGUCAACAAGGACUUCGGCGACAUCUUCAACGAGAUCUUGCCCGGCAGCUACGCGAAGUUGGAUCCACCCGAGGGUAAGACGAUCGCCGAUGGGCUGGAGGUCAAGGUUAUGCUGGGGAAGGUCUGGAAGCAGUCACUCACCGAGCUAUCAGGUGGUCAACGGUCUCUGAUCGCCCUCUCGCUCAUCAUGGCGCUGCUGCAGUUCAAGCCUGCACCCAUGUACAUUCUGGACGAAGUCGACGCCGCGCUCGACAUAUCACAUACCCAAAACAUCGGUCACCUGAUCAAGACGCGGUUCAAGGGCUCGCAAUUUAUUGUUGUCAGUCUGAAGGACGGCAUGUUCGAGAACGCAAACCGGCUGUUCAGGACGCGGUUCGUAGAUGGAACGAGUGUUGUACAGGCGACGAGCGCUGCAAAGUAG
Molecule: messenger RNA, 3534 nt
Organism: Didymella exigua CBS 183.55
Lineage: Eukaryota; Fungi; Ascomycota; Dothideomycetes; Pleosporales; Didymellaceae
Product: RecF/RecN/SMC protein
Exons: 6
Coding region: 1-3534 (1177 amino acids)
Biological process (GO): chromosome organization
Cellular component (GO): chromosome
Molecular function (GO): ATP hydrolysis activity; ATP binding; protein binding
Source: RefSeq, a predicted model, not a curated record